Molecule: messenger RNA, 2743 nt
Organism: Oncorhynchus kisutch (coho salmon)
Lineage: Eukaryota; Metazoa; Chordata; Actinopteri; Salmoniformes; Salmonidae
Product: glycine-rich cell wall structural protein 1-like
Exons: 4
Coding region: 162-1289 (375 amino acids)
Source: RefSeq, a predicted model, not a curated record
UUUCCGUGUGUAACCCAUAAGACCAUGUGAACCUCCCAGUCUGCAGCUUUCACCUGUAUCCACACUAGGUGCACCAGUCGACAGAAAAGUCAGGUUUUGGGGAUUCAACUCGAUCCGGAGUCAGGUGGAUAGAAGAUCCUGCAACCACUUUGUCAAUUUAAAUGCAAAACAGAGAUCUGGGGAAGAGAGAUACGAUGACCCGUUCCCCUGACUCAUCUGGUCUGGGGAUCAUUCAGCUGGGGAAGACUGGAGCAGGGAUGAGUGCAACCGGAAACACCAAACAGGUGUUUAUAGAAGAGUUAUCUUCUGAGUCUGUGACGACACAAUGUGAGGAUGUCCAGAGGAUGAAGAGGACAGCUUCAGACACUAAUGAAACAGGAGGAGCAGCAGGAGGAGGUGCAGCAGCAGCAGGAGGAAGAAGAGGUGCAGCAGGAGGAGCAGGCAUAACAGAAGGUGUACUAGCAGCAGUACUAGGAGGAGUAGCAAGAGGAGAAGGAGUAGCAGCAGUACUAGGAGGAGUAGCAAGAGGAGAAGGAGUAGCAGCAACAGGAGCAGGAGUAACAGAAGGUGUACUAGCAGCAGUACUAGGAGGAGUAGCAGCAGUACUAGGAGAAGCAGCAGGAGAAGGAUCAGCAGGAGAAGGAGCAACAGAAGGUGUACUAGCAGCAGUACUAGGAGGAGCAGCAGGAGGAGGAGCAGGAGUAACAGAUGGUGUACUAGCAGCAGUACUAGGAGUAGCAGGAGAAGGAGCAGCAGGAGGAGGAGCAGAAGGAGCAACAGAAGGUGUACUAGCAGCAGUACUAGGAGGAGCAGCAGGAGGAGCAGCAGGAGGAGGAGCAGGAGUAACAGAUGGUGUACUAGCAGCAGUACUAGGAGUAGCAGGAGAAGGAGCAGCAGGAGGAGGAGCAGAAGGAGCAACAGAAGGUGUACUAGCAGCAGUACUAGGAGUAGCAGGAGAAGGAGCAGCAGGAGGAGGAGCAGAAGGAGCAACAGGAGGAGGAGCAGGAGUAACAGAUGGUGUACUAGCAGCAGUACUAGGAGGAGCAGCAGGAGGAGCAGGGGAAGGUGUAGUAGCAGCAGUACUAGGAGGAGUAGCAGGAGGAGCAGCAACAGGAGUAUUGGUACUGGCUUUGGGAAUACCAGCAGGAAUAGCAGGAGCAGGAGUAGCAGCAGUUGCAGGAGUAGCAUUUGCAGAGAUUUUUCAAAAACUUAUGCCGAAAUCUACAAAAGGCAGGUGGAAAAGAGAAAGCCUCGAAAAAUGUAAUACAGAUCUGGUUAACAACAAUUAAACUACCUGAGAGUAUAUCGUAUGUUUGUUUCUCUAGUUGAGACUCAUGUAAAAUGUAGUACAGAUCUGGUUAACAACAAUUAAACUACCUGAGAGUAUAUCGUAUGUUUGUUUCUCUAGUUGAGACUCAUGUAAAAUGUAGUACAGAUCUGGUUAACAACAAUUAAACUACCUGAGAGUAUAUCGUAUGUUUGUUUCUCUAGUUGAGACUCAUGUAAAAUGUAGUACAGAUCUGGUUAACAACAAUUAAACUACCUGAGAGUAUAUCGUAUGUUUGUUUCUCUAGUUGAGACUCAUGUAAAAUGUAGUACAGAUCUGGUUAACAACAAUUAAACUACCUGAGAGUAUAUCGUAUGUUUGUUUCUCUAGUUGAGACUCAUGUAAAAUGUAGUACAGAUCUGGUUAACAACAAUUAAACUACCUGAGAGUAUAUCGUAUGUUUGUUUCUCUAGUUGAGACUCAUGUAAAAUGUAGUACAGAUCUGGUUAACAACAAUUAAACUACCUGAGAGUAUAUCGUAUGUUUGUUUCUCUAGUUGAGACUCAUGUAAAAUGUAGUACAGAUCUGGUUAACAACAAUUAAACUACCUGAGAGUAUAUCGUAUGUUUGUUUCUCUAGUUGAGACUCAUGUAAAAUGUAGUACAGAUCUGGUUAACAACAAUUAAACUACCUGAGAGUAUAUGGUAUGUUUGUUUCUCUAGUUGAGACUCAUGUAAAAUGUAGUACAGAUCUGGUUAACAACAAUUAAACUACCUGAGAGUAUAUCGUAUGUUUGUUUCUCUAGUUGAGACUCAUGUAAAAUGUAGUACAGAUCUGGUUAACAACAAUUAAACUACCUGAGAGUAUAUCGUAUGUUUGUUUCUCUAGUUGAGACUCAUGUAAAAUGUAGUACAGAUCUGGUUAACAACAAUUAAACUACCUGAGAGUAUAUGGUAUGUUUGUUUCUCUAGUUGAGACUCAUGUAAAAUGUAGUACAGAUCUGGUUAACAACAAUUAAACUACCUGAGAGUAUAUCGUAUGUUUGUUUCUCUAGUUGAGACUCAUGUAAAAUGUAGUACAGAUCUGGUUAACAACAAUUAAACUACCUGAGAGUAUAUGGUAUGUUUGUUUCUCUAGUUGAGACUCAUGUAAAAUGUACAUGUUCAAAUGAUAAAACAAACGUACAUCAAGAUCCCUUUAUGGAAGAUCCCUUUAUGGAAGAUCCCUUUAUGGAAGAUCCCUUUAUGGAAGAUCCCUUUAUGGAAGAUCCCUUUAUGGAAGAUCCCUUUAUGGAAGAUCCCUUUAUGGAAGAUCCCUUUAUGGAAGAUCCCUUUAUGGAAGGAACUUGUGUACUUAUUAAAAUCAGUCUCCCCCUUUUAUUUAUCGUCAUAUUUUUUAAUGGACCGUUUAGGGACCCCAAAAAACAUUCUUUGUUGCAAUGUGAAUAAAUGUUACUAUCAUGUUUGUGUUGUGAAA